UUAAGCUAGGGCGGGGAGCGGACGACACGAGAUUGAGAGCUCGGAGGCGCUCCUAGGUAGCAAAUGCAGGGCUUGGGAGGAGGGCAGUGCGCUAGCGAUGGCGGCACAGCCGCGAGGAUUGCCGAUGCUAGAGCCACUCGCUCCACACUGUGCUUGGAGAGAAUCGGAGACGUGCAAUGGAAAUACGUUGCAAAGGGGCAGGUCUUACAGAGCGAGAAAUUGUUUCCACACCAAAGCGCCCUUGCGGAGAUUAUGGACUUUGUGCGAUCGCAUGUCGUGCCGGAAGGCUUUCCGGACAGUGUUCUUCCGUGCUACACGCCUUACAUGCAAUGGCGAUGCCUCCAGUAUUUCUUUGGAGGUGCCAUGGGCGUCUUCACGACCCGGUCGCUGCUUCAUGCUCUUGGUGUCCGGAAUGGAGCUUCGUCUUCGGCCAUCGCUGUAAACUGGGUUGUCAAGGAUGGUGCUGGCCGAAUCGGAAAAAUGAUUUUUGCUCGGCAUGGAAAGAAGUUCGAUUGUCACCUUAAGCAGAUUCGAUUUGCUGGUGAUGUCUUAAUGCAAUUAGCUGCGGCACUGGAACUAGCUACAUCUGCCACACCACAAUUUUUUCUCCCUCUGGCUUGUAUAGCUAACAUUGGAAAGAACGUUGCUGCAGUGGCGUCUACUUCGACUCGAGCACCCAUAUACAAGGCCUUUGCGCGUCGAGAAAACAUUGGAGACAUAACUGCAAAAGGAGAGUGUAUCGGAAACAUUGCGGAUCUGCUAGGUACUGGCAUGGGAAUUCUGAUGUCCAAAAAUUUUCCUGUCUUUGCUCCAUUUAGUGCGUUGGCUUUUGGAUACGUCUACAGUUCCUUUCGAGAGGUGAAAGCAAUUCAGCUGCCAACAUUGAACCGGCACAGAUUCGGGAUUGCUGUCGACACUUUUCUAGAGACAGGGAAAGUUCCGGGUUUGGUUGAAGCAAAUGAGAGAGAGCGAAUUAUCGUUGGUCCGCAAUGGUCACUAGAGAAACUAGAAUUAGGCGCACGGGUAUCUGAUGCCUUCUCUGCUCCUCAAGACUACCAGUACAUAGACUCUUUAUUUAAGGGGGAAAACUACCUUGUAAGCUACAAUCCUAAACGUCAGCGCACCUAUGUUGUUCUAAAGGAAAGAGCCAACGGUGAUGACGUCCUUCGAGCAGCAUUUCAUGGCCAAUUGUUUGUCAACAUUUUUGAUAAAUGUUCUUCUGCCGAAGGAGCGUAUCAAGAAAGCUGCAAAUACAUAUCUCCCCUCUAUGAACAUUUCAAACUCGAUGCCGAAAAACAGGGCUGGAUAAUGUCAGAGACGCUAUUAAGUCCUGGAAAUGCUCGGGUUUGCACCUGAAAAUCGUCACCCCAUGUGGAGGUAGGGAGUUUUUUGUUUUCACUCGCUGUAGAAUUUCAUUCUCUGCCUCCGUCGAGUUGAAACAUCUUGUUUUUCAAUAAAACUGCUUUGGAAGCCGA
Messenger RNA from Selaginella moellendorffii, 1475 nucleotides. RefSeq names its product protein root UVB sensitive 6-like. Lineage: Eukaryota; Viridiplantae; Streptophyta; Lycopodiopsida; Selaginellales; Selaginellaceae. The transcript has 13 exons. The coding region runs from base 64 to 1356 and encodes 430 amino acids. The record is from RefSeq and is a predicted model, not a curated record.